Striga hermonthica is the source of this 1404-nucleotide messenger RNA. NCBI's taxonomy places the organism in Eukaryota, Viridiplantae, Streptophyta, Magnoliopsida, Lamiales, Orobanchaceae. The record is from the annotation of a GenBank genome assembly.
AUGCCGCCUUUCGCCGGACCGAAGUCCCCAACGACCGGCGCCGUCCGCCGCGACUGGAAUUCGAACAUAGUCACGAUCGACGUUGGGGGGCAGCUUUUCCAGACGACCAAACAGACGUUAUCCCUAGCGGGUCCAGAUUCGAUUUUUUCGAAGAUUUCAAAUUCUGGCGACUCGAUCCCGUUCGUCGACCGGGACCCGGAGCUUUUCUCGAUUUUACUGUCCCUCCUCCGGACCGGAAACCUCCCGUCGAAAUCCAAGUCUUUCGAUAUGCAGGACCUGAUAUUCGAGUCCCGAUUCUACGGCAUCGAGAGUCUCUUGGUAAACUCCCAAUCUAGCCCUGCCCAAUUCGAUCCCUUCAACCUCGAGAAAUCCCAUGUCCUCCCCAUGACCGGCCGGGAUUCCCCCUCGGCCAUCUCCACCACACCUCACGGCUCCCUGCACGUGGCCCACGGCGGCAAAAUCACAUCCUUCGACUGGUCCUUGAGGCGAAAAUCGACGGUUUUGACCCAAUUCACAGCCGUUGACUCACUUCUGGCCUUAUCCCCUGAGCUGGCAGCAGCUGGGGCCACCGAUUUUUCGGGCCUGCAGAUUCUUGAUCUGGGCAAGGGUUUUGUGAAGGAGACUUUGAAUUGGGAAAAUGUUACAAAAUCAAGCUCCACGGUGCAAGCCAUUGGCUCAUCGAACGAGCAUUUGUUCACUAGCUUCGAGUCGGGACGAAGGAAUUCGAACUGCAUCAUGGUUUACGAUAUUAAUACUUUGCGGCCAGUGACUGAAAUCGGCCACUAUGAGAUAUUUGGAGCUGAUCUUCACUCAGCUAUCCCAGCCACCAAACUCCAAUGGGUCUCGAGCCAUAAUUUGUUAAUGGCCUCGGGCUCUCACAGCGGGCCUUCGGGUGUGUUUGGUAAUAUCAAGUUCUGGGACAUUAGGUCCGGUAAUGUGGUUUAUGAAAUUAAGGAGAAAAAUGAUUGCUUUUCUGAUGUGACAGUUUCGAACACACUUUGCGCGAUGUUUAAGGUUGGUAUAAAUACAGGUGAGGUGUUUUUUGCGGAUUUUCGGGUUAUGGAGAGUGAUCAUGAUCAUUCUUGGGUUUGUCUUGGUGAAGACGGCCGAAGAGUGGCGAAUGGUAAGAAGGAAGGGCUCGGGUGUAAGAUCGAGAGUCAUGGGAAUCAGAUUUUCUGCAGUAAAGGUGGAAAUCUCGAGCUGUGGUCGGAGGUUUUAAUUGGUUCUGUUGAGAAUUCGGAAAAUGGGCAUUUGCCCAGGAGAGUGUUUAAGAAGAACUUGAUGGGAAGAGUUAAGGAUAUGGGUGGUGAUAGGAUUACAAAUUUGAGUUUUGGCGGGAGUAAAAUGUUUGUGACGAGGAGAGAUCGACAAUGUGUUGAAGUUUGGAGUUCGGUUAAGGAUUAG